Aegilops tauschii subsp. strangulata is the source of this 3054-nucleotide messenger RNA. The record is from RefSeq and is a predicted model, not a curated record. Lineage: Eukaryota; Viridiplantae; Streptophyta; Magnoliopsida; Poales; Poaceae.
CGAUGCGCGGCUCUCUCGAUCCCAAUCCAUUCAGAGGGGCUGCCCCUUCUCUCCUCGCUCUCCGCUUGGUCGUAGAAAAGAAGUCCGGGCAGGGGACAUGGCCGCCGCCGGUGGCAUUUUCCCAUCGCGCCUCGAUUUGGCCGGCUCGGCGGAGGCGCUCGCGGCCUGGAGGGUCGGCGGAGCGCCUCACCUUGGCCUGGAUGCUGGCCGCCAUGGAGCUCGCCUCGGCCUAGAACUGGGGCUCGACGGGGCCUCCCGGCCCAGUUCAUGGCCGCAGCCGUCUCGGCUGUGCAGGCCGGCGUCGUGACGUGGUGGCCAGGCGCUGGUUGCUGCCUCACCCGACCCCAGCGUGCUUGCAGGCCUCUCCGGCAUCUCUGCUCCUGGUUCGCUCUGUUUACUCGUGGAGGCCAAAGGGGGUCGUGACCCCCCCUCCAAAACUGUAUUUUGUUACUAAUUACUAAGCGUUUUGGUGCAGCCCAUCCGUGGAUCAUGUCUUGCCAAUUUAAUUAUUAUCUACAUUGUUUUUUGAGCAUUAGAUCCAUUAACUGAAAGGUAUAGACGUACUCUGUAUGUACAAAGCUUGUGUUGUUAAGAUGACAAAUCGACGACUGCCGAUGAGACGACUGCCAUAUGUUCGAUUACCUUGUGAAUUCAUGUCAUUCGUAUAAGUUUUUAUGCAUAUUUUUCUGCCAGUUUAAAAGUUGCCCCCCCCCUUAGCUUUUCACGGUACGCCACUGGCUGUUUGAGCACCACUAUGUAGAUAUUAGAUGAUAUAUGUGCGUCAACAGAGCAGAGGAUUCAGGUUUAGUCAUCCUCUGCAUUGCAUUUGAUUCAGAUUACUAUAAGAUGAUUUUUAAUAGAUAUUUGGUCUUACAUGAGUCACAUUGGAAAUGUUUUUUCCUAUUGAUUCAGAGUAGUAUUUUCAUGAACAACCUAUCACUGAUACAUCGCCUUUCAUGUUCAUUCACAUAUGCUUAAUACUUCUGAAUAAUGUACGUCAAGAGAACCUAGGGUUCAGGUUUAGUGCAUCCUCUGCAUGUUCUACAGCUUGACCUUGAGCUUCAUUCAGUUUGAGCUGCCUCAAAUUUUAAUAUGAGUUAAACUGAUUUGAUUUUAUGCCUGCUUAAUGUAUUGCGUUUCUUCUUACAUUGACUCAAAAUUUUAUGUCUGGUUUACCUACACAAGGGCACAAUGAUGAAUUUUACGGAGGAUGCUCCUGUAAAGAAAGGCUCUGUUCUCUUAACAAGGAUGGAAAGUAUAACGGCAUACAAAAACCAACGUGGACAACCCAGAUCUGGAACUCCAGAACAAUCUGACACUCCAGUGUCUGCUAAUGACAUGUGUUCCCUUGCUGAAUGGCCAUCCCAUGCUCGCCGCAACCGUGCACUACUACAGGAUGAAGCUGGUGGACAGAAGAAGAAAGGGCGAGGUGUUCUAAAAGGUUUUAAAGCAUCUAAGAAGCGUUUUGCCAAUGGAUCUGCAAAGCUAAAUAUUACAUUCUCUCAAAAAUUGGGUGGUACAGUAGGAAUGAACUAUCGUUCGUUCAAGGAUGACGUGGUAGCCGUAAUGAAAAGAAAGUUACCACUCAUUGGAGUGAGGACGUGGUCGGACAUUCACCCUACCAUUCAUCGACUCAUUAUUGCAGACAUGAUAGACAGAUGGGACUUGGAAGAUACACCAGAAACAGAAGAAAAAGUUCUCAAAAUUGCGAAAGAGCGAUAUAGAGGCUGGCGAUCAACUCUAAGCUCCACUUACAAGGCAUACAAAACAGAUGCAGCUAGAUUGGCUAAUCUGCCGGAUGAUUUGCAACCAGAAGAGUGGGAAUGGAUGAUUGAGUACUUUGGCACUGAUUCAAAAUUUCAGAGAAACUUGGAAACUGGAGAAGAGCCAGAUUGUAUUGCUCUGUGGGAACUCACCCACACGAACGAUGGAACAUGGUCUAACACAGAUUCCCAGAAAGUUUACGACAAAGCACUUCAAGAGGUUAAAAUGAAAGAAACUGAAACUGAAGGUCCACUUUCAAGUGAGCAGAAAAACAAUAUUUUCCAGACCGCUUACAAAGACACUCUGGAAUGCAAGUCAUCGCAGCCUCGUGGGUACGGAUACAUGGCCAAAACUUCAACUGGUUCUGAAAGGUUUCGUAUCCAGAUCGAAGAGCAAGCUCGUGCUACAGUAGCCACCCAGGAGCAAAACUCUCAGCUCAGCCAGCAAGUCAACGAAUUAGAAGAUCAACUACAAGCUGAACGUGCAAACACACAAGAGAGGAUUAACUUGGAGUGUGCUGAGAGAGAACAACUUGAGGAGAGGUUAAAAGAAGAGUGUGCUAAAAGGGAAAGAUUGUUGCAAGAGGAGCGAACAUCAAGACUGGAAUUUGAAAGAAACAUGAUGGCAAAGUUUAUAGAAUUGAGCCAACAGAUGGGAACCCAACAGGUGCCUACGAAGAGGGUUGACAAAGAAAAUAGUAAUCCAAACUUGCAAAAUAUUCUUUUACAGAGAUCUAGUCCUAAUAAGACUCCAGGUUCAAGGCCAACUGCUAUUUCUUCAAAUGCGCUCAUACAAGCUGCAGCAAGGCAUUCUCGAAUGUUUAAAGCAAUGGAUCCAAAGAACUAGCUGGAUUGGACUCUAGAUCACGGGCAGUUUAGUCUUCGAAGUUAAUUAGGAUGGCUAAAUUACAUUUGAGUUUUAUUUGAUGGAUAUUUGCUAUGAGAAUUAUGAAUUUUAUGAAUCUGGAUAUUAUACGUAUGGUUUUGAAUAUUGUAAUCGAAAGCCUGUUUUUUUUUACGGUUGCAAUAGACUAUUACCACAACCCACUUUCGGUUGCCACAUGCUAGCACCACUAAAGAUAUAGUGUUGCGUUAUAUCUCAUUCGCUACGCCUAUCUGUUUUGUUGCACUAGGAUGUUGCAACGGAGCACUUUAUAUUGUUGUAAUAGCUUGGUGCCACAAAAAAUUUCAUGAUGCGAUAACAGUUUGGCGCCACCAAAGUAAGUUUGUUGAAAUAGAGUAUCGCCACGGAAAGUAUAAAUUGUCGCAAUAAUUUCUCGCUACAAAGUUU